AUGUCGAACCAAGAGGAAUCACCUUUACCUGAGGGAUGGGAGAUGAGAACAAGUCGGUCAACUGGUAUGACUUACUUCCUCAACAUCUACACUAAGAAGUCUCAGUGGGAGAGACCUGAGGCACCAGCUGACGCUGGAGAGAUCCGGUGCAGGCACAUACUGGUCAAACAUGCUGAAAGUCGUCGUCCAUCGUCGUGGCGUGAGGAAUCCAUCACACGAACUAAAGAAGAAGCUUUAGAACAAUUAAAGACCUAUCGUAAGCAGAUUGUUGGUAAUGAAGCUACAUUUGUUGAUCUUGCAACUAAAUUUUCUGACUGUUCUUCUGCUAAACGGGGUGGAGAUCUUGGUAUGUUCAAGCGUGGACAAAUGCAAGCACCAUUCGAAGAGGAGGCUUUCAAACUUAAAGUUGGCCAGUUAAGUAAGCCGGUAGAGACGGAUUCCGGUUUUCAUAUUAUUUUAAGAACUAUGUAA
Molecule: messenger RNA, 471 nt
Organism: Papilio xuthus (Asian swallowtail)
Lineage: Eukaryota; Metazoa; Arthropoda; Insecta; Lepidoptera; Papilionidae
Product: putative peptidyl-prolyl cis-trans isomerase dodo
Exons: 1
Coding region: 1-471 (156 amino acids)
Cellular component (GO): cytosol; nucleus
Molecular function (GO): peptidyl-prolyl cis-trans isomerase activity; protein binding
Source: RefSeq, a predicted model, not a curated record